Messenger RNA from Recurvomyces mirabilis, 894 nucleotides. RefSeq names its product Senecionine N-oxygenase (gene SNO1). The coding region runs from base 1 to 894 and encodes 297 amino acids. Gene Ontology annotation, molecular function: glutaminase activity. The record is from RefSeq and is a predicted model, not a curated record. Lineage: Eukaryota; Fungi; Ascomycota; Dothideomycetes; Mycosphaerellales; Teratosphaeriaceae. Gene Ontology annotation, cellular component: cytosol; glutaminase complex. The transcript has 2 exons. Gene Ontology annotation, biological process: pyridoxal 5'-phosphate biosynthetic process; pyridoxine metabolic process.
AUGCCGGGACUCACCGUAGGCGUUCUCGCACUCCAAGGCGCUUUCGUGGAGCACAUCAAGCUCCUGCGCCAGGCCGCGGAUGAGCUGCAAGCACGUUGGGUGGCUGCCGCCGGUGAGGAAUGGGAGGCGAGUCAGCCGCGACAAGGUGGCGUGACAGACAUGGCCUCAAGACGUGGAGGUGAGGACUCGCAGAUGCCACAGAAUGAGGAGCAUCAGCACGAGCAUGCUGUCGGCGUGAAACUUGCAUCCGCCACAGUCCGUACUCCAGGCAUCGGCCAAUCUGGACCAGAGGUAGGUGUCAAGUCUCAUCCCUCCGCCACCGCAGACCCCCUCCUCAUCCACAUAACCGAAGUCCGUACCCCUUACCAACUCUCAAAAUGCGCCGCCCUCGUCCUCCCGGGAGGCGAAAGCACAAGUAUCUCCCUCAUAGCAGCCCGCACAGGCCUCCUCGACCCUCUUCGCGACUUCGUGAAAGUCAGAUGCCGGCCCGUCUGGGGUACUUGCGCCGGUCUGAUUCUGCUUGCUGAGGAAGCGGUGGAGAGUUUUGAAGCGGAGCUUGAUCUUGGGAGUUUUCUUGGAAGGGGUGAGGGAUCUUUCCACUCGGUUUUCAUUCGUGCGCCUGUGGUUGAGAAGGUGCUCGUUGCCUCUAAGUCCGAGACGUCUGUUUCUCAGGAAGUAGAGAUUUUGGGUCGUCUGCCUGGUCGUGCGAAGGCACUUCGGGAUAAGACUGUUACGGCCGAGGAUCUGGGAGAGGAGGGAGACAUUGUUGCUGUGAAGCAGGGUAAUGUGUUUGGGACGGCUUUCCAUCCUGAACUGACUGGUGAUGGGAGGAUCCACCUGUGGUGGUUGAAUGAGGUCGUCGAGGAGUUUGUGAGGAAGCAGAAGGCGGAGUAG